Messenger RNA from Onychostoma macrolepis, 814 nucleotides. RefSeq names its product sodium channel, voltage-gated, type IV, alpha, b (gene scn4ab). NCBI's taxonomy places the organism in Eukaryota, Metazoa, Chordata, Actinopteri, Cypriniformes, Cyprinidae. The coding region runs from base 53 to 814 and encodes 253 amino acids. The transcript is spliced from 5 exons. The record is from RefSeq and is a predicted model, not a curated record. Gene Ontology annotation, biological process: neuronal action potential; sodium ion transmembrane transport; membrane depolarization during action potential. Gene Ontology annotation, molecular function: voltage-gated sodium channel activity. Gene Ontology annotation, cellular component: axon; plasma membrane; voltage-gated sodium channel complex.
UCAACUUGUCGAGAGCUUUUAACUGUACGCAGAAUUUGGGGACACAGCAGCCAUGCCUAAGCGAAAGAUAAACUUGAUGGAGGUUUGGCGCAGGAAUCGUGCUGCUCACCCGAACAGAGCUAAGAACCUAAAACUAUGGCCGCAUCAACUGGCACAAUUGAGAGACCCCGAAGUGGUGGCAGCCCUCCUUCAGCAGAAUGUCAAGAUGGCGUCUACUCCCUCCCACAGGCACCGAUGUGUUCCACCCUUCACUUUGGAGUCGCUCGCCGAGAUCGAGCGGCGGAUGGCAGAAGAGGCCGCCGAGCAGGAGCAGAUGAAGGCCCAGAAUGUCGAGGUGCCUGAGGAGGAUCUGCCCAAACCCAGCAGUGAUUUGGAAGCAGGAAAGGCCCUACCGUUCAUCUACGGAGACCCUCCGCCGAAUCUCCUCAAUGUUCCUCUGGAAGAGUUGGAUCCAUUCUACAAAGCAAAAAAAACGUUCAUCGUGAUCACCAAAGGGAAUACAAUAUACCGAUUCAAUGCUGAACCUGCAUGCUACUUUCUAAGUCCAUUCAGCCCCAUUCGACGUGUGGCCAUAAGAAUACUCAUACAUUCAUUAUUUAGCAUGUUCAUCAUGAUAACCAUCUUGUCAAACUGCGUGUUCAUGACGAUGGGUGACCCUCCAGCAUGGAGCAAAAUAGUAGAGUACGUUUUCACUGGCAUCUACACCUUUGAGGCGCUUGUGAAGGUACUGUCCAGAGGCUUCUGCAUUGGUGAUUUCACAUUCCUGCGAGAUCCAUGGAAUUGGCUGGAUUUUAUGGUCAUCUCCAUGGCGUAA